AUGGGCUUGAAGCCAUUUAUGGGCCUUCGAGGCAAUGCACUCCUGAGGGCAGCUGUCAUGCUUGUUGUAUGCCCCACUUUUACUUGCUAUGGUUACAAUAUGAGUGUGGCCGGUGGCCUUUUGACGCUCCCCGGAUUCAAUGAGCAAUUUCCUCGGAUGGAUACUAUCAACACGACGGGAAAGCAGCAGCAAGAAAAUUCGACUAUUCAAGGUACCGUGAUUGCUCUCUAUACUGUUGGCGGUAUCUUCGGAGCCCUGUCGUGCGUCUAUCUCGGCGAUCUCCUGGGACGUAAGAAGGUCAUCUUUUGGACCAACUUCAUCACCAUCAUCGGCUCGGUCUUGAUGGCAACUUCCUUCGAUUUCGCGCAGUUUAUCGUUGCAAGACUGAUUCUCGGUCUGGGUAUUGGUGGAUAUGUGGCUACCGUGCCGGUCUGGCAGUCCGAACUCUCACCAGCACACAAGCGAGGCUCAAAUGUAGUCACAGAUGGGAUCUUCGUCGGUGCCGGUGUCACGGCGGCUCUCUGGAUCGAUCUCGGUUUCUUUUUUGUAAAGGAGAAUUCCGUAUCAUGGCGAUUUCCCCUUGCCUUCCAAGUCGUGCUAAGCGCUAUUGCUAUGAUCUUCAUUCCUUUGCUUCCAGAGUCACCCCGCUGGCUGAUCAAGACUGGUCGGAUUGAAGAGGCGCGCCAGGUUCUGGCCGCUCUCCUCGAACUCGAGCCUGAUUCGCAUCUCAUCACCGAAAACAUCUGCCAAGUCGAGACCACCCUUGCUGUGUGCGGAAAUACUUCUUGGACGGCCAUGUUUACGAACGGAGAACAGCGCCUUUUCCACCGCGCGUAUCUUGCCGCCACCGGCCAGUUGUUCCAGCAGAUGUGUGGUGUGAACUUGAUCACCUACUAUGCCACCAGUAUUUUUGAGCAAUACUUAGGUCUCGACGCAGUGAAGGCUCGUAUCCUCGCUGCAGCCAUGGGUCUAAUGCAACCGCUUGGUGGCUUUCUCGCCUAUUAUACUAUCGACAGCCUCGGCCGCCGUCCUCUCAUGCUGUGGUGCGCAGGAGCUAUGUCUAUCUGCAUGGCUAUCCUCGCCGGUACAACUAGAUCCGAAGGCAACACGGCUGCCCUGGUGGUUGCGGUCAUCGCCCUUUACGCCUUCCAAUUCAUCUUUACAGCCGGAUAUUCUGGCCUUACCUUCCUCUACGCAGCCGAAAUGGCUCCUUUGCAGGUCCGAGCCGCAGUCAGCGCCGUGUCCACGGCGACGGUGUGGGUGUUCAACUUCCUUCUCGCGGAGGUCACUCCGGUUGGCUUCUCCUCUAUUGGAAGUAACUACUACAUCAUUUUCGCGGUGAUAAAUGCUAUUAUCGUGCCCUCCGUUUAUUUCUUCUUCCCUGAGACCAAGGGCCGGUCGCUCGAGGAGAUCGAUGAAAUUUUUGCCCAGUCGAAGAGUAUCUUCGACCCGCCCCGUGUGGCACGACGCAUGCAAUCUCAAAUCCAGACCAUCCAGGCCAAUCCUCCUGACUCGGAGAGCGGUGCUAGUGGAGUUGAGCAAACCGAAUAUGUCAAGGAGGAUACCAAGGCUUAA
Messenger RNA from Penicillium macrosclerotiorum, 1575 nucleotides. RefSeq names its product sugar porter family MFS transporter. The transcript has 3 exons. Gene Ontology annotation, biological process: transmembrane transport; carbohydrate transport. Gene Ontology annotation, molecular function: carbohydrate:proton symporter activity. Bases 1 to 1575 code for a protein of 524 amino acids. Lineage: Eukaryota; Fungi; Ascomycota; Eurotiomycetes; Eurotiales; Aspergillaceae. Gene Ontology annotation, cellular component: membrane. The record is from RefSeq and is a predicted model, not a curated record.